Rubroshorea leprosula is the source of this 1304-nucleotide messenger RNA. Lineage: Eukaryota; Viridiplantae; Streptophyta; Magnoliopsida; Malvales; Dipterocarpaceae. The record is from the annotation of a GenBank genome assembly.
ACCAUCACACCCUUUUCUUUCUCUGGAAAAGCUCAUAACUUUUCUCCUCUUUUCCUCUCAAAUCUGAAAUCUUGAAUCAGACCCUGUUUCCUGGGUCUUGUUUGGCGAGCGAGAAAACAUGUUGGUUGACAAGGAAGAUCUGGGUUUGAGUCUUAGCUUGAGUUUUCCUCAGAUUCACCAUUCUUUGCAGCUGAAUCUUUCAUCGUCUUCUCCGUCUGGGUUAACCCUUCAGAAACCUGCAUGGAACGACGCCACUCAUCGUUCCGAUCCCAACUCGGAAUCUAGCCGUGCGGACCCGAAAUCCUUUCUCAGGGGAAUCGACGUGAACAGACUUCCGGCGACGGCGGAUUGCGAGGAGGAAGCCGGAGUCUCGUCUCCAAACAGCACAAUAUCAAGUAUUAGUGGAAAGAGGAGCGAGAGAGACGGUAAUGGAGAGGACCACGAAAUCGACAGAGCCUGCUCUCGCGGCAUCAGCGACGAGGAAGACGGCGAUACUUCUAGAAAGAAGCUCCGUCUGUCCAAAGAUCAGUCCGCGGUUCUCGAGGACAGCUUCAAAGAACACAACACUCUCAACCCAAAGCAAAAGCUGGCUUUGGCGAAGCAGUUGGGGCUACGGCCCAGACAAGUAGAAGUAUGGUUCCAAAAUAGAAGGGCUAGGACAAAGCUGAAGCAGACGGAAGUCGACUGUGAAUUCCUGAAGAGAUGCUGUGAGAAUCUGACGGAGGAGAACCGGCGGCUGCAGAAGGAGGUGCAGGAGCUGAGGGCGCUGAAACUCUCCCCUCAGUUCUACAUGCAGAUGACUCCACCCACCACCCUCACCAUGUGCCCAUCCUGCGAGCGCGUCGCCGUCCCACCAUCCGCUUCAUCCACCGUUGAUCCCCGCCACAUGGGACCCACCCACCUCCGGUCCAUCCCCAUCAACCCUUGGGCCUCCGCCUCCGCAGCUGCAUCUCCCAUUCCGCACGCCUCGUUGCCGUUUGAUGCUCUCCGUCCUCGCUCGUGAUUAUGUUGGGUGGAUAAGGACAGUUUGGUCAUUGUAAAAACGUCACGUGUACGGAGCGUUUUAAAAGCGGUAGUAAUAGCGUACCAAUGGUCUAAGAUAUGGUGGUUAGAAUGCGAUUUGGUGGGUCACCAUGUUUUGUAUUAUUGACCCCUCUACUAAUCUUUUUAUUUUUUUCUAAGGUUGACACUAAAAUAUUUUAAAUUUGGUGUUAAUUAGUGCUAAUACCUCUUAUUUCCUUAAGGAAAGAGGACUUUUGAUUGUAAAAAGUUCAAUAUCUAAUUAUUAAAUUUGACUGAAAUUC